AUUUUGGAUCAAGGGCUUGGUUGCAGAGUGCCUAUCCUGCUCUAUGAAGGUUGGAAUGAAUCGCGUUCCGUUUCACAUUCCUCUUGCAACUUCCACUCGGUCGCGUCAGCACAAUUGGCGCGGGCACUUUCUGCACAAACUGCAGGAUGCCCUCAAGCCCGCCCAUGCUUGCGCAAGGCAGAUUUCGCAGUCAGCCAGGGGCUACCAUCACCGUUUUCGGCAUGUUUCCACACGCCGCAGCUGCAGUGCAGGCGUUUGCAGGCCAGCCAAAGUGAAGGGGAAGCUGAGGCUAAGAAAUCAGAGGAAAUCAAUUCCUCAGAGGGUGCCGCCAGCGCAGAAAGCCAGGACACAGAGAAGACAGAGAAGACGGAAGAGGCUCCAGACAAGUUGCUCCAGAAAGAACUUGCAGACCUUCAGGAUAGAAGAAGGAGCUCUAUGGUAAGCUUUGCGACCAAGAUGGUGCAGGUCUAA
Messenger RNA from Durusdinium trenchii, 471 nucleotides. Lineage: Eukaryota; Dinophyceae; Suessiales; Symbiodiniaceae. The record is from the annotation of a GenBank genome assembly.